Messenger RNA from Diachasma alloeum, 4201 nucleotides. RefSeq lists its product as uncharacterized. Gene Ontology annotation, cellular component: nucleus. The coding region runs from base 544 to 3987 and encodes 1147 amino acids. The transcript is spliced from 5 exons. Lineage: Eukaryota; Metazoa; Arthropoda; Insecta; Hymenoptera; Braconidae. The record is from RefSeq and is a predicted model, not a curated record.
UUUUCCCGCGUUUCUAGGACCUCUCCAUUGCCGUCUAGUGAUGAGCUUUGUCCAUUCACGGCCGCUAUCUCCUUGACUGCAUUGUUCGUUCUCUCGUCACAUUGACAUGAAAAUGGCGUUCCUGUAAACAACUCUGGGGAUUACCUCGCUCAGAGUUUAUCAUCAUUCCAAGAAUUCUCGACAAUUUCCGAUUGCUUAUUCUUAUUUCUUUGAGAGUGCCACAAAUAUCGGGAAGUUGACCCAAAGAGUAUUCACUGAUACAAUGGGAAAAACUUGAACAUCGGACGCAUUAACCUCAAGUGUGUACGUAUUGUCAAGCGAUUUUCGGAGCCAUAUUAGGGACUUUGACGCGAACGAAAAGAAAUCACUUAUUUCGUAUUGAAUGAAAUGAAUGACACAGUUUGUGGGAACAAUGGUAGAUACACGAUUCAAGUGUCAUGAGAGGGAGAUUCCUCAUGCUGAAUGAUGAUUCUCAUUACCCGGGACCCUCAAGGAUUCGGUGUACAUUGCACAGAUAAAUAGAAGUAAGAAAAGAAAAGAAAAAUGCCUAGGAAGGAUCGUUCCAGAAGUGACCGGGCUCCUGGCUCCGAGGCCACCUGUGUCUUCUGCAGUUCGUCAGAGGACAACGAGCUAAAGUAUGGAAAGAUUCACAAGUACAAUGGUAUCACCACUCACUAUUACUGCCUCUUACUGUCAUCCAAUAUGCAGCAAAAGGGCGGCGAUGACGAAGGAAUUCUCGGAUUUUUAACUCUAGAUAUACUAAAUGAAUUGAAAAGAGGAAAAAGACUGUCUUGCUCCUACUGCAAGAAGAUCGGUGCCACUCUAGGAUGUUGUAACACGAAAUGUAAAAAGAUAUUCCACUUGCCCUGUGGGUUAAAAUCAGGUUCACUGCAUCAAUUCUUUGGUGAAUUUCGUUCGUACUGCGUCAAUCAUCGACCGAAGCAGAAGAUCGACGAGAAGAUCAAGGCACAAAUUUCGGAUCAAUUGCUCUGCUACAUCUGCUAUGACAAUGUCGACCGAAAUAAUUUAUUUGAGACCCUGUGGGCACCCUGCUGCAAGAAAAACGCUUGGUUCCAUCGACUCUGUGUGCAGCAGCUCGCCAUGAGUGCUGGAUACUUCUUCAAAUGUCCACUCUGCAAUAAUAAGAAAGAAUUCCAGAAAGCCAUGCUCGAUAAUGGAAUAUUCAUUCCAUGUCAGGACGCCUCGUGGGAACUGGUCCCCAAUGCCUUUCAGGAAUUGCUGUACAGGCACAACCGAUGCGACGCGAGCCAAUGCAUCUGCUCCAAGGGCAGACGAUACACAAGUUCGAAUCCCAAGUGGGAGUUGAUCCUCUGUCGCACGUGUGGCUCUCAGGGUAUUCACGUGGCCUGUGGCAGAUUGAAAUGGGGAAAUGCCACGUGGGACUGCCGAGAAUGCACCUCGAUACUCACAAAGACCGCUCAGGAGAACUCGGAGGAAUCGAGAAUGUCGGACAAUUCAACUCCCUCUCUGAAUCCAUCAACCAAAGAUGAUUCUUGUCACUCUGACAGCGAUGGCUCGGACUCUGAUAUCUCGGUUGGUGUGGAGGAGCCUGUUUAUGGACCGACUCCUUGGCCAGCAAAUCCUGAUACCCCACCUCAGACUGCCAUACGACCUGGGCCCAGAUCAUUUAAAUUGAAACAGGAGAAGAUGUUGAGGGCAACCUGCGACGUCAGUUCUGAAGGGACGAGUAGUGAAGCGUCUAGCCCACAUUCAGAGUCAUCCCGGGGAUUAUUUGGAGAGAAUCGUCGAGGAAGAACUACCGCAGACUCUUCAUCUUCCACAAUUGAUCGAGUGAACCAGGGAACUUCUCGAACACCUUCAUCAUCCAUUGCAAGCUCUCAGCCGACCCCCAAGACACUACCAGGGAGGUCCAAUUCUCCCGAGGAACUCGUCAUCAUCGAUAGUGACGAGGAAUCUUUCCCAGAGAAAUCAGCACCUCCAAUCUCCAACAUCACGGAGGACGUGCUGAUGACGAACAAUGAAAUCAACAUUCCAAUUCAUCAUGUUCCCUCUUCGUUACCAAACGGUCUGAGGAUACUUGGGGAUACUCGACCACCAACCCCGCGAGCAAACCUACCAGUUAUCGAGGCUACUUAUAUAUCUGCAGAUAUACUGGGUAAUCAAUCGAUUGGUCACAUCGCAGUUGGACCCUCGCACGAUCCGGUGAUCCUUGGAAACAUCCAGAUGCCCACUCAGCUUCCACCACUACCAUCUGCAAUAUCCUUCACUAAUCAAGCUAUAUUCCGACCGCAAGAACAACUAUAUCCAGUUGCUCCCAUUUAUCCAAAUGCUGAUCACGUCCCUGAGAGUCCUGUGAUGAACAUACAAAUUACCAACGUCACUUCAUUACCACUCGAGGAAUUUGCUGGGGAAUCAGAAGCCCAGAAUGUGCCAGUUUCAUCGACAUUGGAUACUACUCCAGAGGUGGUUGAUGUGGAGUCCGAUAAUGAGGAGAUCAAUUAUCAUCUUUCAAUGGCUCAGCAGCUGAGGCAAGCGAAUUUCAAUGUUGCCAAUCAACAGAUGAAUCGUGAAAAAAGGCCAGCACCGGUGAUGCCAGUGCAGCAGAAUGCAGUUGAUCCCAACAAUUCAGUGCCCAACGUGGUAUCAGCAGAUCCGAAGAGGCCGAGGACAGACUGCCCCCUCGAAGUACCUCAAAUCACUACCGACGAGCCGACUGAUUCGUCUGAUAAUCCCUAUGGUCGCGGAGUUUCCUUGGAAAAUGCAGCGAUAGUGAAAGUCAUGGGGAAGGAAUUUGUUCUUCCAUUGGCAGACGAGGCCCGGGUUAAAGUCAACAGCACCUGGCAACCUGAGUACGACGGGGAUGCAGGCACCAAACCUGCAGACGAGACCCCAGAGCCAAUCACCCGAUGUCGAAGUCAUCGAAUCUACUCCAUGGAGAUACCAUCCAGAGGGACAGGAGCUGAAAGCUGUUACGAAUCAAAAUCAGCCAGUGGGGAUGCAAUUGCAGAAUCUGAUGCAGCAUCAAUCAACACAAGGGCCGGUAUUACAACAGCCUCAGAUCAUUCAAAUCGACUGAAAUUACUCAAUUCAAUUUCAUUGAAGGACUUGAAAUUUCGUGUUUGUGAAAAUAACACUUUGAAGAUGACCGUUAAUGAUGUAUUUACAAUGAACCUGGAUCUCGACACAGGACAGAAGCGCAGGCCCGGACCUAAAUCUGCAGUUGAACGCUGGAGGCGCAAUGGAUCUUCGCUGGUACGUCGAUCCUCAUCAACGUAUUAUGAGAGCAGAAUCAAAUUGGAAAUGAAUUGCACAAAGAGUCCAACGAGAGAGACAACUUUAGCCAUGAACAUAUCUAAAUUGUUCAAGUCCCCCGAACGUCGAAAAGUGAAUGCUCUGAAAGAGAAUUUGGCACCACUGGUGGCUGAGACGAACACCGUGAGCUAUUCCCCGAGUCCUGAGAGGAAGGUCAAACGUGUACGACUUGAUAACGAUGGUGCCAUACACUAUGAUUCACGUCAACGACAGGUGAAAUGUCUCGCGAAUCUUUUGAACGAACAAGAUCAUGCAGGGACCAGCAGAGAUGAUCUCAAGCUCUCUCACUCAUUAAUUGAUCAGACGAGUAAAUCUCUCAACAGGCACAAAUCCAGAGGUACAUUUGGAGUCAAUUCACCAGUUAAUGAAGAUAAAGAGGGUUUCCCUGUGAGCAUAGAAUUGAGUAGGAUACAGCCUCUCCUAUUGUCGAAGUCGGCACUGUUCGAGGGGAAUGACGAAUUAUUGGCACGAGGAUUAGUCAAAUUUCAUAGCAUAAGCGACUUGAGGUGUUAUCCAUCUAUUGAGAAUCAUUCUAAGGGAAUACUUAGGCGAAGUAGAAGUUUGAACAGUUUGUUGCUGUCGAGUGGUUCAGAAAUUUUUGAUAUUAAUGUUAAUGAUAAUCGCAUCAAUCUCCAAAGACGAGGGAAAAAAAGAAAGGCUCGAUCAUUUGAGAAGCACAAUUGUAUGAGAUAACUUUGCGAAUGCCUCGAUCAAAUCAAUUUCAUUUGACCGGAUCAGUUUGAAUUCAUAAUUGAACUAAAACAUUAUGGUAUAUUUAUGUAGCAAAACAUAUAUUUUGUUCGUGUACUGGCCAAAGUUGCAAUGUUUAUGCUGUAUAUUUUGUCAACGUAAUGGCUGACCUUAUCAAUUGAACACUUAUGGCUACAAUAAAAUAUUUUUAUUUAAA